This is a messenger RNA of Ramularia collo-cygni, 1095 nucleotides long. Its product is annotated as related to TRM12 tRNA methyltransferase, required for the formation of the hypermodified nucleoside wybutosine in the phenylalanine-accepting tRNA. Bases 1 to 1095 code for a protein of 364 amino acids. The record is from RefSeq and is a predicted model, not a curated record. Gene Ontology annotation, molecular function: S-adenosylmethionine-dependent methyltransferase activity; tRNA methyltransferase activity. Gene Ontology annotation, cellular component: cytoplasm. Gene Ontology annotation, biological process: tRNA methylation; wybutosine biosynthetic process. The transcript has a single exon. NCBI's taxonomy places the organism in Eukaryota, Fungi, Ascomycota, Dothideomycetes, Mycosphaerellales, Mycosphaerellaceae.
AUGGAAAAAGCAACAAAACCAUGGCUCGUCCGCCACGACAUCCCACCAUCAAAGUGGACAGCCUUCGCCCGAAAACUAAGCAAGUAUACAAUUUACGGAUGCAUGCUCCUCCUCCCCGCCAACACCUUUGAAGGGCCCGAGUGGGAAAGCAUACAACCUUACCUGCGCGAUGACAGCCUCGAGGAACUCUACACCCUCAUUGCAAAGUAUCUCAAAACCACCGUCAUCGCGAUCAACAAACCCAUUCCGCCACAUCAAGAAGACUCGGAGGAUGAGAAUGUGCUACGUGCUCCCACCAAUUUCACGCCUGUAUAUGGAGAUUUCGGACCAACAUCAUGUAGUGCACCACCUACGGAAGAGGACUUUGAUGCGGCCUUUUGGGUGUCGGCCAAGCAGAAUGCGAUUCGUCAGACUUGGAGUCCGAGAUGGACGAUGUUUUCAAGAGGCAACAUCAGCGAGAAGGCGAGGCUGCUCACGUUGCCCUCAGUGGUGAAGGUUGUGGAGGAGGGGAGGUUGGAAUCAGGGUGUGCGGUCGUUGAUCUCUAUUGUGGUGUCGGGUACUUUUCCUUCUCAUACGUCAAAGCUGGCAUCACAAAGGUGCUUGGUUGGGAUCUCAACCCUUGGAGUAUUGAAGGGYUGAGGAGGGGUGCGAUUGCUAACAAAUGGGGAGUCACGGUGUUUAGAGAUGGCGAGACGGAUCUGGAGGAUGUGGUGAAGAAUGACGAGCAGCUGCUGGUCUUCAACGAGACAAAUGAGCUCGCCCCGGAGCGCAUUUCAAAAAUGAGGGCUCUCCUGCCUCCAAUCAGGCACAUCAACUGUGGCAUGUUACCCAGCUCAAGAUCUGCUCUCAAGCUCGCUGCUAUGAUCAUCGAUCCCAGACACGAUGGUUGGGUGCAUGUGCACGAGAACUUCCUGAUCAGCGAAAUCGAUCAGAAGGCAGAGGAGACGCGAAAGGAGCUCCAAUCUCUUGUCAGUGAUCAGCGUGGCAAAGAUGUGCGGGUUGAGCUCGAGUAUGUUAGUUGGCUGAAAAGCUAUGCUCCUGGGAUCGAGCAUUGCGUAUUAGAUAUCCUUGUAGCUGCAACAGAUCCUGCAUAG